This is a messenger RNA of Ilex paraguariensis (yerba mate), 1511 nucleotides long. NCBI's taxonomy places the organism in Eukaryota, Viridiplantae, Streptophyta, Magnoliopsida, Aquifoliales, Aquifoliaceae. The record is from the annotation of a GenBank genome assembly.
GUUUGGGCCGCCCCUGCUACAUCGUCAAUAUCUCUCUCGCUCUCGCUGUCUUUGUUACGCACACGCGCACCAACACCAUGAAGCUCUCUUUUUCUCUCUCUUCAAACCCAUCCUCACUGCCCCAGCACCUCAAACGUUCGCAAACUCUCAAUAACCCCAAGGACCAAGAGGAUCUAACAACAACCUCGAAACAAUACAUCACUGAAUUUGAUUCCUUAGAAACCCUAAAAAUUUUGGAAUCCAAAAAGCUGAUUAUCCCCCCCAAAGCCAAUGAAUGGAGGCCUUGCAAGAAGACGAAGAACCUCGAUCUUCCGGCCCAAUCCAGCGGCCCAGAUAAUCUCCAGUUUGAACUGGAGCCCACCUCUUCCAUAGAUCUCACCGAUUCUUCCAUCUCCUACGGCCUGAAUCUACGGCAGUCCAUUAACAAUGACGCAGUUGCGGAGCCGCAGCGGCCGGAGCCGAUAGAGAGCGUGAUGUUACAGAAAUUGAAAGAUGAUUUGCAGAGGCUGCCGGAGGAUAAGGGGUUCGAUGAAUUUACGGAUAUGCCCGUUGAAGGUUUUGGGAAAGCGUUGCUCAGUGGGUAUGGUUGGUACGAGGGUAGGGGCAUUGGGAGGAAUGCAAAAGAAGAUGUAAAAGUUGUUGAAUAUACCAGGAGGACUGCCAAAGAAGGCUUAGGGUUUGUUGGUGAAGUUCCCCAAAGAGAUAAUAAAAACACGAAACAAGAGAGAGAGCAAAGGGGCAAUAUUGGUAAGGAAAAGGAUAAAAGUGGGUUCUAUGUGGGGCAGGACGUUAGGGUAGUUGGUGGGAAGAAUAUGGGGCAAAAGGGUAGGAUUCUGGGGGUGAUGGGUGGUGGGGAUUCAAUUAUUUUAAAACUUUCCCGAAACGAGGAGGAAGUUAUGGUCCGUUUUCGCGAUCUUGCUGACUUGGGUUCUGUGGACGAACAAAAGUGUUCGAGGAAGUUGGGGGAGUGGAAGAUGAGAGAGUUAACGGACCAAAGGGGUAAAGAUAAAGAAUCAUCCUCUGGGAGGGGACAUAAGGAGAAGGAGGAUGAUUGGAGUAAGGGUAGGAAGAAGGAGAGUAAAAGGAGUCGAGAUGGUAGGAAUAGAGGUAAUUGUGAAGAAGAGGUGAGUGCGAGGAAUCCAGUUUCUUGGUUAACUAGUCACAUAAGAGUUAGAAUUAUCAGUAAGGAGUUAAAAGGAGGGAGAUUAUAUUUGAAGAAGGGUGAGAUUGUGGAUGUGGUAGGACGGGGGAUGUGUGAUGUAUCAAUGGAUGAGAGUAAUGAGUUGAUUCGAGGAGUGGGUCAGGAACAUCUUGAGACUGCACUUCCACGGCGAGGGGGACCAGUUCUAGUUUUAUAUGGUAGGCAUAAGGGUGUUUAUGGAACCCUAGUGGAGAGGAAUACUGAGAAUGAAACUGGUGUUGUUCGAGAUGCUGAUACUCACGAGUUGCUCAAUGUGCACCUUGAACAAAUUGCUGAGUUCAUUGGAGAUCCGAGCUACAUUGGAUAUUGA